Molecule: messenger RNA, 4308 nt
Organism: Plectropomus leopardus (leopard coralgrouper)
Lineage: Eukaryota; Metazoa; Chordata; Actinopteri; Perciformes; Serranidae
Product: E3 ubiquitin-protein ligase TRIM39-like
Molecular function (GO): protein binding; zinc ion binding
Source: RefSeq, a predicted model, not a curated record
UCGACUAGUGAGCUGCAGCUGACAUGAUUCUCUGUGUUUGAGGAUAAAAACAACUUCAUCAGGAUCAUCUGGCUUUUCUCCUCCAUCAUUUUACUUCUAUAGUGAAUCACCAUGGCAGCCAACUGUGUGCUGUCUGAGGAGCAGUUUUUGUGCUGCAUCUGUCUGGAUGUGUUCACUGAUCCAGUCACGAUACCAUGCGGACACAACUUCUGCAAAAACUGCAUCACGCAGCACUUUAAUGUGAACAGUGCUCAGUGCCAGUGUCCCAUGUGCAAAAAACAUUUUAAAUCACGUCCUGAGCUGCCCGUCAACACUUUCAUCUCUGAGAUGGCUGCUGAGUUCAGACAGUCAGCAGGGAAGAAAUGCACCGUCGACUCGGAUGUACAAGUCGCCAAACAGGGAGAAAUCCCCUGUGACAUCUGCACUGGGACCAAACUGAAGGCUGUGAAGACGUGCUUGACAUGUUUCGCCUCCUACUGCGGGAUACACCUGGAUCCUCACAUGACAGCUGACCCGCUGAAAAGGCACUCCCUGACUGAUCCAGUGGAGGACAUGGAAGCCAGGGUGUGUGUCAAGCACAAAAAAACACUGGAGCUAUUCUGUAAGACUGACCAGAUGUGUGUGUGCUCGCACUGCACUGUCACAGAGCACACGGCCCACAGCAUCACCUCUCUGAAAGAUGAAUAUGAAGUGAAGAAGGCCGAGCUGGAACAGGCGGAGGCUGAAAUCCAGCAGAUGAUCCAAGAGAGGAAGCUCAAGAUCCAGAAAAUUAAACGCUUAAAAGUGUACAGUAAGGAAGAUGCAGAGAGAGAGAUAGCAGACGGCGUACGCAUCUUCACCGCUCUGAUGCAGACUGCUGAGAGAGACCUGAACGAGCUUAUCGAGAAGAUCGAAGAGAGGCAGAAGACAACGGAGGAACAGGCCGACAGCUUCAUCAAAGAACUCGAGCAAGAAAUCUCUACGCUGAUGAAGAGAACUGCUGACAUGCAGCAGCUCUCACGCACUCAAGACCAUCUUCACCUCCUGCAGAGCUUUGCAUCCAUGAACAAUCCUCUAAGUGCCAAGAACUGGACGGAGGUCAGCUUCCCGCAGCCGUCAUACGAGGGUACAGUGGUGAGGGCUGUCGCUGAGCUGGAGGAGACGUUCAGCAGAGAGAAGCAGCAGCUGCUUCACACGGCCAAGCUGAAGAGGGUCCAGCAUUACGCUGUGGAUGUGAUUCUUGAACAUAACACCGCAAAUCCUUGGCUCAUCCUGUCUGAUGAUGGGAAACAAGUCAGGUGCGGUGAGGUGAGGAGGGACCUGCCAGAUAACGCUGAGAGAUUCUCUCUCUAUGCCACCGUCCUGGCACAGCAGAGUUUCUCCUCUGGAAGAUUUUACUAUGAGGUUGAGGUGACAGGGAAAACAGAUUGGACUCUGGGAGUGGUCAAAAGGUCGGUCAACAGGAAGGGAAUAAUCCCACUAAGCCCCGUGAAUGGCUACUGGGCUGUGGGUUUGAGGAAUGGAAACACGUAUCUAACUCUUGCCAGCCCUGUCGUCAGCCUCUGCCUGAGCUCCAGGCCUCAGAAGGUGGGGGUGUUUGUGAGCUACGAGGAGGGUCUGGUCUCUUUUUAUGAUGUGGAUGCUGCAGUUCACCUCUACACGUUCACUAACUGCUGCUUCACUGAGAAGCUCUUCCCCUUCUUCAGUCCUGGGCUUCAUCAUGGUGGCAUGAACUCUGCCCCUCUGACAAUUUCACCUGUCAACCAAUCUGAUUGGAUCUGAUCAUUCAUAUAAAAAAAAAAAAAAAAAGGAUUUUGGCCAUUUGAGAAGCUCAAGUCAUUGGAACUGAGUGGUGUUUGUUGUGUCUGACACUCUUGAGUUUAGGUUUAAUUAGCUUAAACUUAUGUCUAACACUUAAGAUAAAAAAAAGAAUUGAGAAGAGUCACUCAAGAAUAAAGAUGGCAAUCAUUAAUUUUAUUUUUAUCGAUUUUGAUACCAUUAUCGAGACUCCUUAAUGAUCCAAGUCUUUAUCAGUACCACUAUUAUAGAUAGAUAGAUACUUUUCUAUUAUUUGUUUGAAAGAAGAGGCCCCAGCACUUAAAAGAACCAGCUUUGCUUUUAUUGCUUAACAAGAGACUUUCUUUCAUAUUGCUGGGAAAACAAAUUUCUCUCCCAAACAAGUGUAUUAUUCAAGUUUCUCGACAGAAACAACAUUUUAUUUUUCUUGAUGUUACAUUUGAACAUUUUGAUUUUACUGAACUGACAUUGAACACACCAGAAUGAAAUCUUAUGCAGGCUUGUUUAUUUGGGAGUUGAAGGAGUUUUUUUAAUCCGAAGACAGUCAGAGUUUCUACAUUUCGGUUUAAUUUUAUGUACAAUUGAGGUAUGCUGAUGAGUGAUUUGAUUUAAAUGACACGACUCGACUCGAUGUAGUAUUACAUUAUAGGACCAUGGGACUCGACAGCAGUAUCAAUAAGCUCAAAGGUUUUUUUUUUUUUGAGUUUUGAAAAAAGUUGAACUGAGUCCUCAGUAGAACCAGGUUUCAAUCCCCAUGAUGAACUAAGUCGGUUGCAGGGAGUUAACUAUGUUCUCUCAGACAGCAACACCAACAAACUUGAGUUGAUUCCGGAAUCAAACUGAGCAAGAGCUUUCAGUGCACCAGUAUUUAUACUGUCCAUGGACUCUAAGAUGCUCUUACUGUAUUGCUUAUUUAAAAAAAAAAAAAAAAAACAUUUUUGGUUUUUAGUUUAGUUUUUUUAGUGCAUUGUUUCAUUGUAUCAUGAGAGUUUAUGAAUAUGGCUCCACACUGUUUCCUGUAUUGCAAGUUUAAAGUGAAAAUGGAGUCUUAAAAAAACGAGGUCAAACAGUAAAACUAGCCAUUGACAAAGGUUCUGUUACUGCAAGGUCUACUUUUCACGUAAAACAUUUUCAGAAACAUAUUUUAGUGUACUGUUUGGCUGUAAUAUGAGAGUUUGUGAACAAUAAGUGGGUGCCAUACUGUUUCAUGUAUUGUGGAAAUGGAGAUCACACUGUAGAACUAGGCAGCGCUGAUGAAAUAUAAACUAAGAUCUUGUGACUGCAUUGCCUAUUUUUUGCCUCAAAUGUUUUCAGAAACAUAUUUUAGUGUACUGUUUAUCUGUAAUAUGAGUGUUUGGUAACAGAUGGCUGCCAUAUUAUUGCAUGCAUUAUGUCACCCUCCAGUUGGAGCAUUUAUUGGUCCAGUUCGGUACAGUGCAUUCUGGUAAUUGUAGGUUUUCUACCUCUUGAGCAAAAGCGAAUGCUAUAGUAUUUUUUUUUUCUGUUUUCUGUAAUGAUUUAGAUGAAUGAAUGGAUUUCAAAAGCAGUUGUGGCUUUUCUCCUGCAUAGACAGCCCAGUUUUGUAAAAGACCAUCACUGAAAGAUAUCUUUAACUGAGUUGCAGCAAUAAAAGGAAGACAAACCACAAAUAGAACCGCGAUUCACUAUCAGCUCAGGUUUUUUUUGUUGUUGUUAUUUUUAAUAUUCACUUUGAGCUGAUCCGUUAUUCCUUUUUUUUAGGAUAGCAGGUCCCCUUUAAAUGUUUCUUGUACCAGAUUUACAGUUAAAUCAAUUCUCUAUGCCGUCUCUGUGUGAGAGCUUUUUUGUCCUUAUCACUAUCAAUUAUUAGUUACUGAAAAUCAGAACAGAUUGUCUCAGUUUUUGGUAACUGAAUGCAGUGGUGUAGUCAAGUUCAUUUUAGUGUGUAUACUGUAAUGAUCAAAACCUUGUACAUACCUGUACCGGGGUCCACACCCAUCACCCAACCGCACCCACUGACACAUACAGUACAUGCAUUUAUACAUGCAGUAAUUAGGGGCAUUCCAAAAGACUGGGUGUGUGCUAUCAGGAUAAAACCUCCUGAUUUAUUGGAAGCAACACAAAACUUUACAGCUGAAGACGUUUACAGCCAGGGAGGUUUUAACACUUUGGACUCUGGACCGAUUUUAUGCUGUUUUCAUAAUCCUUUACCAGUUUGUACUUUUUUGUUAUGAUUGUAUUGUUUUUUUUAUCUGAAAUGUUGCAUAUCUUGUUUGUUUUUAGGGAAAUCUGCUCUAUAGGAUUAUGAGUUGAUAUUGCAUUGACGUAUACUCAUGUCAUGUACUGUAUAAAAACAAUAUGAUCAUGUGUUUCAUAUGCUAGGGAAGAUGAAGUUUUUGUGAUAAUGGCAGUCACAUCGGCUGUGUCUUCAGAGUGACUGUAAAUCAUGUAAAGGUACGCAAAAACUGACUUGUAGAUAUUCCUAUAUUUUUGUUUUUAACAGAAAAAAUAAAAAGAUAACCAAAAAGUGCUGCAGAUUAUUCAGUGGUAGUU